AUGCCAGGCAAACACAUUGCCGGCGCCUCUGACGAGCCUUGCAGACGAUGCAAAGACAACAUCUCAAUUCUCGUUGUGCGCUCUGAGCCGCUUUGCCAUGACUGCUUUGCCCGCUACGUGCACACAAAGUGCAUCAAGCGCUUGGAGUCAUUUCGCGUUAAUUUUGGAGCCGAGCAGCAGCGUAGGAUUCUAGUACCCCUGUCAUUUGGCGUCUCAUCUACAACUCUCCUCCACAUACUGGAUCUGCAUUUGAAGACGCAAAAGAGCAAGACUGGCCGGACUGGAUUUGACAUCAGCGCGGUAUAUAUCGAGGAUCCGGAGCAGAAAGUGCAAGCUACACAGCUACUUGAAAAGGCUCGCGAACAGUACCCGGACCAUCAUUAUGCCUCACUACCGUUGCACGAUGUAUUUCGCCUGGUCCAAGAUGAUGCCUCAAUCCGGUCUCUGCUACCACAAGCCGAGAAAAUGGUAGACCUGAGCCCCGAGGAGCAGUUUGUUCACAUGAUGAACUCGCUCACCUCAGCGACUGCUCGUGCGGACGUGCUGUCUACCCUUAAAACACGGCUGGUCGUAGAACAUGCAAAGUUGACUGGUUGCGAAAGUAUCCUCUGGGGUGACAGUACCACUAGGCUCGCUCAAAAGACGCUUGCCGAGACCGCAAAGGGACGAGGGUUCUCCCUGCCAUGGCAAGUCUCAGACGGAAUGUCGCCCUUUGGUCUCAACUUCCACUACCCGCUUCGAGAUGUCCUGAAGAAAGAGCUAGUAUCUUAUAUUAACAUGGCCAACCCUGGACUAUCGACACUUGUCCACGAAACUUCAUCAGGCGCCACGCAAGCAUCAACAAGCUCAAAGAACACCACUAUUGACGAUCUCAUGACGCAGUACUUCGAAUCCGUUGAAGAGAACUUUCCGAGCAUUGUUGCAAACGUCGUACGCACAACAAGUAAGCUCGAGGCUCGACCCGAUGCACUUUCGGACCCACAAUGCAGCCUAUGCAGCAUGCCUGUAUCUGGCGGCCGAUUUGGCAUACAUGGCUGGGGCGGCGAUCAGCAGGAUGGCGAUGACUUCGAAUCCACAAAUAACAAAAAGAAUAUAUGUUAUGGCUGCACGAGGUCGUUGCCUAAAGCUACGAUGAGCGUGAACGGUAAUUGA
Messenger RNA from Alternaria atra, 1152 nucleotides. RefSeq lists its product as uncharacterized. The transcript has 2 exons. Gene Ontology annotation, biological process: tRNA wobble position uridine thiolation. Gene Ontology annotation, molecular function: tRNA binding; sulfurtransferase activity. Lineage: Eukaryota; Fungi; Ascomycota; Dothideomycetes; Pleosporales; Pleosporaceae. Gene Ontology annotation, cellular component: cytosol. The record is from RefSeq and is a predicted model, not a curated record. Bases 1 to 1152 code for a protein of 383 amino acids.